AUGUUUGAUGACCGUUUCCGCUGUCUCCUAAGGAAAGGCGUUUAUCCGUACACCUUCGUCGACAGUUUCGAAGCGUACGUUUUGCCCGCGCUACCGCCAAAGGAAGCUUUCAAAAAUGACCUGAACGAUGAAGAUAUCUCGGACCAGGACUAUCAGUACGCCCGUGAUAUUUCUGAAUAUUUUGAAUGUAGCAACUUUGGCGAUUACACGCGUCUCUACGUCACGCUCGACACCUGUCAGCUCUACGACGUCGUGCUUUACGCGUGGAGCAGCGUACUGAAGCUCACCAAAGUCAAACCCGAGCUCGUGAGCGAUCGUGAGAUGUACGAAACGAUCGAGAAGGGAAUCAGGGGCGGCAUUUGUGGUUUUGAGUGGGUCGAUCCUUCCAGCUGGGGCGAUAUCGAUUUUCUCAGAAUUCCUCACGAUUCAGAAGUGGGCUACGUGUACGUGGUAGACCUGUCCUAUCCCGAAAAACAGCACGCGCUCACGAGGGACUUCCCUCUGGCACCCGAACACAGAACCGUGGACGAGGGUCAACUAUCCACCUACCAAAGGAACUUGAAGGAGGCAUUGGCACUGAACGCGCCACCCACGAGGAAAUUGUUACUGACAUGUUACGACAAAGAAAGUUACGUCGUGCACUAUUAUCUGCUCACUCUCUACGUGAGGUUGGGCAUGAAAAUAAAACACAUUCACGCCAUCCUAAAACCAUCCAUAAAACCAUCCAUAAAACACGUUCCGCCGAGACAAUUUUUUGUCCGCCUUCGUGCAUCAACCACGAAAUUCGAGCGUUUACUGUAUAAGACCAUAACAAAUAGCACGUUCGGGAAAACGAUUCAAAAUGUGAGACGCAUGAAGAGGUACACCAUAGCCUACGACAAAGAAAGCGCGCUCAGAAAAGCUAGUUCCAUCGACUUCCAGCAUUUCCACAUCCUGAGUGACAAGUGCAUCUUGUACGAGAUGAAACAGCGUCGUAUCAAAUGCACGCACCCCCUUUACGUGGGCUUUGCCAUUUUAGAGAUAUCCAAAGUCCGAAUGUACAGCUUCAUUUACGAGUCGCUCUUUUCUCGCUUAACCUGUUCAGUGCAGUUGAUCUAUGGAGAUACGGACAGUAUAAUUUUUGCUCUCACGUGCGAGAGCCUCGUAGAGCAGCUGAUGAAAAUUCAGCACGAGCUAGAUCUCUCCUCUUAUCCACCGGACCAUCCACUUUUCAACGCCGAGCACGCGAACCAGAUGGGAACAGUCUCUCAGAGGCAGUGCACCAUCCAGAGCAUAAAGCAAACAAUGUACACCAUUUCGAGAGUCAAGAAGAGCUUGGUCUCCUACGAUGACAAGCGCUAUCUGGUCGACGCCGUACGUUCUUUUCCUUACGGCACCUGCGAAUACGAGGCACCGGAAAACCCGGAAGAGAGCCCAGGGGCUCAAUCUUGA
Ornithodoros turicata is the source of this 1431-nucleotide messenger RNA. RefSeq lists its product as uncharacterized. NCBI's taxonomy places the organism in Eukaryota, Metazoa, Arthropoda, Arachnida, Ixodida, Argasidae. The record is from RefSeq and is a predicted model, not a curated record. The transcript has 5 exons. The coding region runs from base 1 to 1431 and encodes 476 amino acids.